This is a messenger RNA of Epithele typhae, 1050 nucleotides long. RefSeq lists its product as uncharacterized. The transcript has 5 exons. NCBI's taxonomy places the organism in Eukaryota, Fungi, Basidiomycota, Agaricomycetes, Polyporales, Epitheliaceae. Bases 1 to 1050 code for a protein of 349 amino acids. The record is from RefSeq and is a predicted model, not a curated record.
AUGGACACCUCGAUCCAAACCGCUGGCUAUCUCGUCUUCCUCCUCUUCCUUCCCCCGCUCUGGACUCUUUGGAUAUGGAUGAUCGUCUCGAAACCUGCCAUCAUCUUCCAUGUCUCUCAGGUGUUCUUCAACUUCCUCGCAAUGGCCACCAUGGCCGGUGCAGCUGCUUUCCAGGCCAAAUGGAAAGUCGGUCCUUCCGGCCUCAGCGGUUUCGCCAUAUUCAUCGCAGUCUUCGGCAUCUUCUACUCGCUUUUCAUUCUUCUCGUUCCCGUCAUAUACGAGAAGUUUGACAAGGGUGCUCGGCUUGCUCGUGCUCUCAAGGAAACUCGUGUCAGCUUCAUCCUUGCUGGUGCUGGUACGGCCAUCAGUCUUCUGAUCGCUUUCAUCGUCACUAUCUCUGCCUGGACCGAGGCGGGCUGCAAAGAUGCCACCAAGGAUCCCCACGCUAGCCUGGGGGCAUCAUUCCGCAGCGGGCUCGACGGUUUCUGCAGCACGAAGAAGGCUGCGGCGAUCUUCUUCUGGUUUGUCUUUAUCUUCUGGGCCGCGUCGUUGACGCUUGUCAUCCUUGACUGGCGUAACGGCAAAACUUCACGCGCGCGCGACCCACCUUUCGCCCACCCGGUGGAGGUUUCUGAGGGCUCUAUCUAUGAGCGCGCUGAUGACCGCGACGAUGACGACGAAGAGAGCCACAACAAGCCAUACUCCGACACUACACAAACCGCAUAUUCUCCAUUCAGCGACGCUAACCGCCUCUCUGGCGCACAAUCCGACUCAUACCAGCAGCCCUCCGCUCCUGGCUACAGCAGCUCGUCUCCCGCUCCCCGACCGAGCAUCGACGCCUACGGCGCGUUCUCCGACCCCGCCCCUUCAGGAUUUGCUGGCGGUUUCGCGCCUCCGGACUCGAACCCUCGUGUCAGCCGUACAAUGCAGUACGCCGACCCGUACGCCGCCGUCCGCGCGUCCAUUUCUGUCGGCCAGUCGAACGGCGGAAACGUGACGCCGCCGGGCCCUCCCGCUCCUGGCUACUCAUCCUACGGCGAGUACAGGUGA